Messenger RNA from Oncorhynchus mykiss (rainbow trout), 5358 nucleotides. Lineage: Eukaryota; Metazoa; Chordata; Actinopteri; Salmoniformes; Salmonidae. The record is from RefSeq and is a predicted model, not a curated record.
CUCUGAAUGUUUUCUCCUUAUUAAACCCUCUUCCUCCUCUCUGAAUGUGUUCUCCUUAUUAACCCCUCUUCCUCCUCUCUGUUUUCUCCUUAUUAAACCCUCUUCCUCCUCUCUGAAUGUUUUCUCCUUAUUAACCCCUCUUCCUCCUCUCUGAAUGUUUUCUCCUUAUUAAACCCCUGUUUGAAAUGUAUUUGAACCUUCCGAUGAAGAUAACCUGCUAUUGUACGACACAGUGUUCUGCCUGCUGUUACAAUGUUUUUAAAUAGAGAAUUAAAGUGGCCUUUCUAUUGUUACGACGAUGGCCGUGUUAUGGAACCAUGUGUGAGUCUGUGUGGGACACGAUGGCCGUGUUAUGGAACCAUGUGUGUCUCUGUGUGGGACACGAUGGCCGUGUUAUGGAACCAUGUGUGAGUCUGUGUGGGACACGAUGGCCGUGUUAUGGAACCAUGUGUGAGUCUGUGUGGGACACGAUGGCCGUGUUAUGGAACCGUGUCUGUGUGGACACGAUGGCCGUGUUAUGGAACCGUGUCUGUGUGGGACACGAUGGCUGUGUUAUGGAACCAUGUGUGUCUCUGUGUGGACACGAUGGCUGUAUUAUGGAACCGUGUCUGUGUGGACACGAUGGCUGUGUUAUGGAACCAUGUGUGUCUCUGUGUGGACACGAUGGCUGUAUUAUGGAACCGUGUCUGUGUGGACACGAUGGCUGUGUUAUGGAACCAUGUGUGUCUCUGUGUGGACACGAUGGCUGUAUUAUGGAACCGUGUCUGUGUGGACACGAUUGCUGUGUUAUGGAACCAUGUGUGUGUCUGUGUGGGACACAGGAGCGACGGCAAACUGUAACUAAAUGCUCAAAUGGUUGUAAUAAUGUCUAAUUGAAAUCCUUAUUUUAAUAGUGUUUUAUUGUCAUAUGUUUCCCAACUGAAUAAUAAUAAACAUCUUCAAGCAUACCGUCUACUGUACCAAUGUUAUUCUUUCACCGCGAUUGUGUUGGGUUACAUUUGCCUUGUGGCUCUAGUAGUAAACUGUCUCAAACUUUCACAGGAUGCUAUCGUCUUUCACAGAAUGCUACGGUCAAGAGUAGUCGUCUUUCACAGAAUACUACGGUCAAGAGUAGUCGUCUUUCACAGAAUGAUAGUCAGGAGUAGUCAGCUUUCACAGAAUGAUAGGAGUAGUCCUCUUUAGAAACAAUACAUUGACAUCUCUUAGAUCCGCACACUGCUGUGGCCCGUGCGCAUGUAAUGGCUCUUUAACGGGGCUCGGUCCUAGCGGUUCUUAGAGUUUGGGUCACGUGCCAAGAUCGGCUUUGCCAGCCGGUAGAGGCUCGACUGUGUUACCGCUAGCGUACCGCUUAAUGAGAGAGUGAAAGAGAGAGAGAGAGGUGUUGUUGAUAUUGUAAACCGGUGACAGGUAUCGUCCCUUACGUCGUGUCCUUCUUAUCUUACCUUUCGGUACUCCCCUUGGUGGUGUGUAUAAAGAGAGAACAAAAGAUGCCGCGAGGCUGAGUGAGUUUAACGGGAAGAUGCUCCUCGUCAGUGUGCCUGUGCUCCUUCUGCUUUCGGUAGUCGGUAAAGAUGCGGCUGACCUCCCCGCGACAGACGCGUCGUUUCUUCCGGACCUGGAGCUGCGUAGCGGGGGACAACGCGGUCCGUCGCUACCCGCUUCUCCGACCACCUCUCUAGACCGCUUCCAGGUUCAGCCCCGGGAGGAGUAUGCCUCGCCGGGUAUUGCCUUGGCCCGGUCCGUCGAGGAACCGUCCGCGACCACGGAGGACGGCGGCGAGUCGCACCGCCACGGCGGGGGGUUUCAGAUGGUGCAGUGGGAAUGGAGCUAUGUUCAGACGCCUUACAUUAUCGCUAUAUGGAUCCUGGUGGCCAGCGUCGCGAAAAUCCUGUUCCACUUCUCCCAGCGGUUCACCACGGUGGUCCCAGAGAGCUGUAUGUUGAUCUUACUGGGCCUGGUACUGGGUGGCAUCGUACUGCUGACCAGUAAGAAACAGCUGUACCAGCUAGAGCCUGGCCUCUUCUUCCUUUUCCUCCUGCCCACCAUCGUAGGUGACGCCGGGUAUUUCAUGCCCGCGAGGCUCUUCUUUGACAAUCUGGGAGCCAUCUUACUGUAUGCUGUGGUGGGAACUCUCUGGAAUGCCUUCUGUACAGGCUUCUGCCUCUACGGGGUCAAACUGCUGGGGAUCAUAGACCAGAAGGUUCAGGCAGGUCUGAUGGAGUUCCUGUUGUUUGGGGCGUUGAUCUCUGCGGUGGACCCAGUGGCGGUGCUGGCCGUGUUCGAGGAGGUCCACGUCAACGAGACUCUCUUCAUCAUCGUCUUCGGAGAGUCCCUGCUCAACGACGCCGUCACCGUGGUGUUGUAUAAGGUGUACAUGUCCUUCGUGGAGGUGGGCCCUGAGAAUGUUCAGACAGCUGACUAUUUCAAAGGAGUGGCCUCAUUCCUCAUCGUCAGUAUUGGGGGGACCAUGGUGGGUCUGAUCUUUGCUGCUCUCCUAGCCUUCAUCACACGUUUCACCAAGAAGGUCCGCAUCAUUGAGCCUCUAUUGGUCUUCCUCAUGGUCUACCUGGCCUACCUCACCGCUGAGCUCUUCUCUCUGUCCGCCAUCUUGUCAAUGACGUUCUGUGGUAUCGGCUGUAACAAGUACGUGGAGGCCAACAUAUCCCAGAAAUCUCGUACCACGGUGAAGUACACGAUGAAAACCCUGGCCAGCAUCGCCGAAACCAUCAUCUUCAUCUUCCUGGGCAUCUCAGCCGUGGACAAAUCUAAGUGGGCCUGGGACACAGGACUCAUCUCCUGUACGCUCAUCUUCAUCUUUGUCUUCAGGGCCCUGGGUGUGGUCAUGCAGACCUGGGUGUUGAACUGGUUCCGCCUCGUCCCAUUGGACAAGAUCGACCAGGUGGUGAUGUCGUACGGUGGCCUGCGAGGGGCGGUGGCGUUUGCCUUGGUGGUGCUGCUGGACGCAGAACGGGUCCCGGCUAAAGACUACUUCGUGGCCACAACCAUCAUAGUGGUUUUCUUCACUGUGAUGUUCCAGGGUCUGACCAUCAAGCCUCUAGUGAACUGGCUCAAAGUACCUCGUGCCACCAACCGCAAGCCCACCAUCAACGAGGAGAUACACGAGCGUGCCUUUGACCAUUGUCUGACUGCAGUGGAAGACAUCGCUGGACUCAACGGUUACCACCACUGGAGAGACAAGUGGGAGCAGUUUGACAAGAACUACCUGAGCAAGCUGCUGCUGCGGAAGUCUGUGUACCGGAAGAGCGAGCUGUGGGAGGUCUAUCAGAAAAUCAAUAUUAGAGACGCCAUCAGUGUUAUAGACCAGGGUGGCAACGUGCUAACCUCUGCCAGGCUCUCUCUGCCCUCCAUGGCCUCCAGGGCAUCUUUCCCAGAGGUCACCAACGUCACCAACUACCUGAGAGAGAACGGUAGUGGGGUCUGUCUGGACCUCCAGGUGAUUGACAACGUGCCGGGAGCCAAGGUGGAGGAGGAGUCAGAAACGCAUCACUUCCUGGCUGGGAACCUGUACAAGCCCAGGAGACGGUACCAGUCCCACUACAGCAGACACUUCAUGACAGUGGGGGACCACGAGCGUCAGGACAGAGAGAUCUUCCAGAGAAAUAUGAAGAGUCGCAUGGAGACGUUCAAGACCACCCGACACAAACGCCACAGCCACAAGAAGGACCGCAGCCAGAAAAAGCGGAGAGGAUCAGACGUUAAAGAACAGGACCUCAACGACAAACCUCGACGGAACGUCAGCUGGCAGGACAAAGAUCCUGUGGUGGUGACAGUGGAGUCUGAGGAUGAGAAGGGGGAACACUUGGAGCCAGAGAAGGAGGAGGACGUUGGCAUCACCUUUGUGGCUCGAAAGGUUCCAGACACGCCCAAAGAACGACCCAAAUCUGUCCCGGCUGGUCUGGAGGUGUGUCAGAGCCCCUCCGUGGCCCCGCCCUCCCCCACCUGCAGUGAGAGGAACCUGCCCUGGAAGGGCGGCAUCGGAACCCUGCCGGUGUGUGUUUCCAUGGAGGCUACUAAAAUCAUCCCCAUAGACCUGCAGCAGGCUUGGAACCAGAGCAUCUCCUCCUUAGAGAGCCUGGCCUCUCCGCCGGGCCCCGUAGAGCCCUUACACCCCCGCGUCAGCGCCCUCUCCAGGCUGGGAGGGCAACGUCCUGUCUCAUACUCUGGUAGUGGAGUUAGUGGCUCUGGUUUUGGAUCCAGAGGGGCUGGGUCAAUAGUGGCUCAGGGCAUCGCUCGGUUUGAGUUCCCUCCAGGAGGAGAGGAGAAGGAGGAGGAAGAGGGAGCCUUGUCUGAUCAGGAGCAGGAGCUGCAGCCCCUCGUGUCAUCCCUGUGAGGCCCCCCGCCCCCUCCCCCCCUGGCCCAGGGUCUAGGGCGGAGGAGGAACCCCUGUGUGUACCUGAGGAGCCUGGUCACAGCGCCCCCUCCUGGCAGUGAGCCGCUGGCACGCAGCAGAGGGCCCACUCAGCUUUAAUAGCUCCAACCACAUCUCUGGUGUUGCCCCGGCGACCCAGAUCUAGGAUCAGCUUACUCAACCAAGUCCCUAACCAAUACCUACUAGGGAGAACAACACAAGACUGAUUUCAAAUCAGCUUUUAUGGGCAAUCACGUCCCUCACUGCCUCACACACUCAACAACAGAACAGUCACCCAACCACACACACCAGCUCAGGCCGUCCAACCCCCUCAGCUCUGCUACUUCUCCUUCCAGACGACGAGUCUUCAUCUCCUUCAAUAACUCUGGAUCCACUGUCUCUAUAGAUUCAGACAUACAUUACAAACACACACACACACACACACACACAGGAUAUUGGACUAAUACAGCGAUGAUGAUAUUGAGGAAGUAUAGUGAGCAUCCCAUAAUGAGCACCCUAUUCCCUAUAUAGUGCACUACUUUUGACCAGGGCCCCAAUAGGGAAAAGGGUGCCAUUUGGGACGAAGGCUAAGAGUUUUGAUGUGGCAGCUGGUACAGUCACAGAUAGACAGACACAGUGCAUUGUGGUCCAGGGUUGGGGCCGUCCGUCCAUGUGGUAAAACAAUACCAGUUUCCAGAGAGAGUGUUGUUGAUUGAUGACCAGAUCCUGGUCCCUGAUUGGUUCUAUCCCCCCCAGGUCCCUGCAGGGGUCGAGGUUCUGCUCUGUCUGUUUCAUACACUUGAGUAUAAGUCAAUGUCAAGAUGUAAGCCGAUUUGGGAAAUAUAUCUGUCCACAGCCGGACGGCCGCAUUACCCAGGCCUUAUGGGGUGUGUCCAUCUAACAUCAAACGCUCCAUUCAACCCCCAGUCCUCUCCUCUCCUCUCCUCUCCUCUCCUCUCCUCCUCUCCUCUCCUCUCCUCUCCUCUCCU